Molecule: messenger RNA, 1836 nt
Organism: Didymodactylos carnosus
Lineage: Eukaryota; Metazoa; Rotifera; Eurotatoria; Philodinida; Philodinidae
Source: the annotation of a GenBank genome assembly
AUGGAAAAAAAACGGGAGAAUUAUUAUUCUCGUCGGUCUUUUUUCUCGUUAAGUCUGUGCUCAAUAGUUGAACCCUUAACAAAAUUGAUAUUUGAAUCAUUUGAGUCAUCUAUAUUUCCUGCGCAUUGGAAGAAUGGCAUUGUUAAUCCAUUACAUAAAAGUGGAGAUAAACUAGAUCCAUCUAAUUAUCGUCCAAUAACAUUGCUUCAAGCCUUUUCUAAAAUUCCUGAACAUUUGGUGCAUAGACAAUUGUACUCUUAUCUGGUUAAAAAUAAACUUUUAUCAGUAUUUCAGUCUGGUUUUAUCGCAAAGGAUAGUACAACUAAUUUACUGCUUGAAGUUGUGUAUAAAAUUAAUAGUGGUUUAAAAGAAAACAAGUUUGUUCGAGCUGCGCUACUAGAUUUUCAGAAGGCUUUUGACAAUGUUAAUCAUGAAUAUUUGCUUUUUAAAUUGUAUCAAAAAGGAAUAAGAGGCAAAGCGCUAAAGUGGAUUAAAGAUUAUCUUUCGAAUCGAAGUAUACAAACUGUUCUUGAUGGACAUAACUCUAAUAAGAGAUAUGUAACUAAAGGUGUCCCACAAGGAUCAGUUAUAGGACCGUUAUUAUUUCUUGUUUAUAUUGAUGAUCUACCCAUUGGAAUUGAUAGUUCGAUUAAACUAUUUGCUAAUGAUGUGAUACUUUUUAACCAUCAUUCCAAUUCUGUAAUAUGUAGUAACAAUUUAAAUAAAGAUUUAGUUACAAUUCAGGACUGGUCUGAAAAGUGGUUCAUUUCUUUGAAUCCAAAAAAAUGUGAAUCUAUAACUUUUUCUACACGAUAUCAUCGUAAAACUGCUCUAACACUACCACCUCUUUUGCUGUAUGGUUUACCCAUACAAGAACGUGAUGAGGUUAAAUAUUUGGGAUUGAUACUUUCGUAUGAUCUUUCAUGGAAUUCUCAUGUUACUAGGAUUGUUUCUAAAGCUUCUUCGAUUGUUGGUCUUAUGAAAUUCCAUCAACGUUUACUAGUUAGGAAUACCUUUGAUAUUAUAUUUAAAUCAUGCGUUUUAUCCGUCUUAAAUAAUGCUGCUAUAAUUUAUUCAUUGACGACUGAUGCAAACUUGAAUAAAUUGGAAUCGAUGCAAUAUGAUGCUUCGCGGGUGGCAUUGGGAGCAAUGCGAGGGAGCUCGAAAGAAAAAUGUUUUGAAUUGCUUGGCUGGAUACCUCUUCGUUCUCAUUUUAAAAUUUUGCGUCUUUUGUUUUUUGCUAAAAUUAUAAAAGAUUUUUCCCCUAUCUAUAUAAUCGAGCAUUUGAAUUAUCGACCAUUUAAUUCGAACUGUUCUUUGCGGCGCAAUAGCAGAACAACUGUUGAAUCUACAAAUCCCAUGAUAAAAGAUUUCUUUUCUAAAGUUGCUUAUGAUUGGCAUGCGCUAGUUUUAGACCAACCUAAUUUUCCAACAUUAAAAGUUGGGAAAAUGAGAGAAGUAUUAAAAAAGGAAAUACUAGUUAGACCCAUGUUUCCUAAAUACUUAGUUUUUCUAAGCAGAAGCGCAGAAAUUUAUUAUAUGCGUAUUAAGGCAGGUUUUCCACCUUUGAAUUAUUAUUUAUAUAAACAUAAAUGUGUUGAUAGCCCUGACUGCACUUGUUCUCAAGGUGUACAAAAUAUAGAGCACUAUCUCCUCAAAUGCAGGCUGUACCGGUCUGAACGUACUGACUUACUGACUAACUUGAAUUUUUUGACAAAUAUUAGUGUGGAUGUUUUAUUGUUAAAUGCUGGAACUUUUGAUGAUAGUGCACAGCAAAUUCUUAAUGAGGUCAGUAUUUAUAUUGAAAAAGCACAGCGUUUUAUACAAUCAAAAUAA